Paramecium pentaurelia is the source of this 1635-nucleotide messenger RNA. The record is from the annotation of a GenBank genome assembly. Lineage: Eukaryota; Ciliophora; Oligohymenophorea; Peniculida; Parameciidae.
AAUGAACGAAUUAGCAUAAAUUAAUGAAUAUAUCAAGAAGAUUGAAGAAUUAUACAGUGAAUCUUUCUUUGAGAAGAGGAUGAAUGCCUCUGAAUCAGAAGAAAAAAAUAGUAAGAUUAAUCAUUAUUCAAAGAUGAGAUCAAAUUUAUGAUGGAGUAAAUCAAUUAAGACUAAGGUGUUAUUGAAAAUUUGAUUUACAUUUCUCUAUUUUUAAUUGGAACUUUAUAAGCUAAACAGGAUGAUGAAUUAGAAAAUAAUGAUUUUCAAGAAAAGUAAAGAAAAUAACUUAUAAGUUAAUUACAAUAGGAAAGAGAUGAAAUUCAACAGUAUAAAGUAGAAUUUAUUUUUAUUUUUAUAGAACUUAUAUCAUGAAAAAUGUUAGAUUAUAGAUGAAUAAUUAAAUGUGAUUUCAGAUUUGGAAUAAUAAGUAUCUAUAUUAAAGAAUCAAAAUACUGAUUUAGAAAAUUAAAAUUUAAGAAUAUAAAGAAGUCAAUUAGAUAAUGGAAGCAUAACAGAAAUAAUAUAAUUAUAAGAAUAAUAAUUAGUGAAAAAUUAAAAUUAUUAAUAAGAAUUAUAAGCAAUAAAUCAAAAAUUAAAAUCAGAUUUAUAAGCUUAUUAAAUUGAGAACAAUGAUUAUAAAGAUCAAAUAGAAGAAUUAAAUUAAAAUUAUAAAUAAUUGAGAUUUGACCUAUCAUAAUUAAAAUUAUAAAAAUAAUAGUAGGAUAUUUUGAUAUAAUCAUUAGAAUAAGAUCUAAAAAUCUAAAGCGAAAUUGUAAUUGAUUAUGAAAUUUAAAUAGAUCUAUUAAAGGAAUAACUUAGAUCAAUUAAUACUCCUUAAUUGAUUUAAAAUGAAAAAGGUAUUGAAAAAAAAUAAGAGGAUUAAGAUAAUAAUUUAUAAAAUAGUGCCUAUACUACAAAUUUAGAAGCUACAUAAUUUAGCGAUAUUUAACAUUUUAAUUAAUAAUAAACACAACCUAAUCUUAAAUUAUAGCUUCCUUUAUUAUCAUAUAGAUAAUAAUUAUAUAAGUUUCAAAUUCCAGAAGUAUCUGAAAGAUAAGAAUAAUCUGAUUAAACCUAAAAAGGCAACAAAAUUGAAAGUGAUGUUUAUACUGUUGUCUCAACCUUCGAAGUUAAUUAAGUUGAAAAAGAGAAUUUAAGAGAUAAAACUAAAAGUUUUUAAGGAGAUAAUCUUAUUGAAAGUAUUCCUAAUUCAUAAUUUAUUUCAUAAACAGCAAGAUUAGAUUUGAAUAAAACUUAGAUUCCUAAAUUUUAAUUCUCAGAUAUUAAUAAUAGGAUUACAGUAGCAAAAUAAAGAAAAUCUAAAACUAUAGAAUAAGUUGGUGUAUAAUAAUAUUUGCAAUAACUUGGAAAGAGAUCUAAUUCAAAAUUAAUUGAAACUCCAAAAUCAUCCCCAGAUCCAUAUUAAAUCUUUUUUGAACUAGUAAAAUAUUUAAAUUAUUUAAAAUUUAGUUAGUAUAAUGUGUAAAAAUUAAUUCAGAAAAUUUUGAUGAGAUUUAUAGUGUAAAUACAGAUAAUCUUUUUAAAGAAUGUUAAAAGGAAGGUAAACCUUAUUUUGAAUGGUAAGAUUGGAUUCAAAAGAGAUUGAAUAUUGAAUAAAAUUGGAACUUAGGAUGA